Molecule: messenger RNA, 1575 nt
Organism: Penicillium soppii
Lineage: Eukaryota; Fungi; Ascomycota; Eurotiomycetes; Eurotiales; Aspergillaceae
Product: lanthionine synthetase C family protein
Exons: 4
Coding region: 1-1575 (524 amino acids)
Biological process (GO): carbohydrate metabolic process; peptide modification
Cellular component (GO): plasma membrane
Source: RefSeq, a predicted model, not a curated record
AUGAUGGAACGCCCUCAGUACUUUGAGAACACCUUGGCUCUGCCAUCAAUUGAUGCAACCACUCUUUCCGAGAGCCUUCGAGACCUUCGUGUUGCAGUUCAGAACGGUGCUCAACUGGUCCAGGAAAACACUUCCCUCCCGGAAGAAUGGGGUCAUCGUGGCUUGUUCGGGUUCUUUCCGGGCAUCGCUCUGGCAUUUUUACGCCUAGACUAUCAGUCAUCGGUGCUUGAGGACGCCCAUAUGGCUCUGCCAGACUAUCGUCACUUCGCACUUCAGCGGAUUCCAGAAAAGUCCCCUAAUUUACCACUACUAGCAUCUCGACUGUCUCCCCUCGGUUCUUCAACUCCUAUCACUGCUGUUACUUUGCGCAUUCUAUCCAGUCUGGCCAAAAAUGAUUGGCAAGAUAAUGCUGGGGUCACUAUCUCAAAGGAAGACACCACUUGCCUUGGCGAUGCCGUGCAAUUGGCACUGAAUAACAAGCCUCUGAUUCUUGAUGAUGGUCGCAAAAUGGGUGGUGAUGAGAUGCUUUAUGGGCGAGCCGGACUGCUUUGGGUCCUUUUGAAUGUGCGCGCUCACCAGUUCGACCAAGAUACUCAGAGGGCCCUAUCGCCUGCGCUGGGGACUGUCCCCAACCUGAUUCGGGCGAUUAUCGAUUCCGGGAAACAAGGUUCCAAAGAGUAUAUCGAAAAACAUGGGGAAAAAGGUGCACAUCCAUUGAUGUACGCAUGGAUGGAAGGACAUUAUUGCUUUGGAGCUGUUCAUGGAAUUACCGGCAUUCUGACUAUCUUGCUUUCGUGCAAGCCCGAAGAGUUGACAGACUACAUCCCCGUGAUUGGCGAUACCAUCACCGCACUUUGCCAGCUUUCUGUCUCUAAAAAUGGCCAUCUCCCGACAACAUCCACCUCAUUCAGCUUUGGGCAGCCUUCUGAGCUAGUUCAACUGUGCCAUGGAGUCCCUGGGUUGCUCAUUCUCCUUGGUACUGCCUUGAAAAACGAAGACUUGAACCUUACCUGCUGGGAUCCAUCCUGGGACCAAGCAAUCUACUUGGGCACCGAACGUAUCUGGGAAGAGGGCCUUCUCUCCAAGGGAGGCAGCCUAUGCCAUGGUAUUGCAGGGAACGCAUGGGCCUGGCUCCUACUCCAUGAUUCCUUCGAGUACCACUCUAACAUUAAGAAAGAUGCCCAAGAAGCGUAUCUUCAACGCAGUGAGAUCUCAGCUCUGCCGGAUGCAGAGAUAAGCCAUAAGCUCACUGGGGACUUUUUCCUGUCGAGGGCACUGGCUUUCAUGCUGCAUGCUCGUGAGACAAAGCCAUACAACAUGUCACCUGCAUCUUCCAUCAACGACUACCGUUUGCCUGAUCUGCCUUAUGCUCUAUUCGAAGGUCUUGCGGGCACUGUUUGUGCGUGGGCUGAUACUUGUGCCGUAAUUCAGGCCAGGCUACGCAAGAUGGAUCUAGUUGAGGAAGGCGUGUGUGCUAGAUUCGGACUGCCACGUGACCCUGUUUUUCAGGAGGCUUUUUCGAAACAAAUUGGCUUCCCAGGUUUGGGUGGAGUUAGAGCAACUGGUCUCUACUAA